UGUAAAUUCAAAAGAGUGAACAGCUGCACCAUAGCAUUGAUGAGAUAUAUCUACGAUAUAAGUUAUAAUCAUACUUGUUUCAGUGUAAUCUUCUGCCAGACUUAAAUCUGAAAGUAAUCGUUGUUUUGGCUCCAUUGAAUUUACUGUGUAGCUUUAGAGAUUGUGACUCUAAACUUUAUUAUUUUAUUAUUAAUCUUUACUUCACGAGGUUGCUAAUAAAGAUGUGGACAUGGCUAUCGGAGGAGAUCAGGGGGGUUCAAUACGCAUCCCUGCAGCAGCAUGUGGCAUUGUGGGAUUGAAACCAACAUUUGGGUUGGUUCCUUACACUGGUAUAAUACCUGUUGACCCUACUGUAGACCAUAGUGGACCUAUGGCGAGGACAGUUUAUGAUACGGCACUGUUACUUGAGGUAUAUUGAAAAUAUUAGUUUUAAAAAAUACAAAAAGUGCCUCACUUCCGCUUCUGCAUGUAGUCUGUUGUGUGUUCAUAUAAUUAAUAGAUACUAAUAGAUAUCUAUUAUUUCUAUGGUUCAUGUGAUUUACUGUAAUUUGUACUGUAAUUUGUUCGGCAAAUACAGCGAUAAUAGUUUUGUUUUUUCUACGGGAUAAUAAUUUGUCGCAUAAAAAGAGCGAAGUGUAAAUUUUAUGGCGGUAUUUGUCGAUAAAUCGUUAGCCGCUGCAGAAAAUCAGAACAAAUUACAGUAAAUCACAAUAUAUUUAUGCUCAAAUAUAUAGCUCCAAUAUAUGCUCCAAUAGCUCCAAUAUAUGCUCCAAUAUAUUUAUGGAAGUUUGAUUUCAUAUACAUAUAUAAUUAUUUGCAUAUUACUGUCAGUCGAAUUUUUAUGAGCUGGAAUACCUUUAAAGUUUGACUAUUUUUUAACUUUCCAAUCAAUUGAACGAUAAUUAAUGUACGUCAAAUUCGUGCUGGGACGUGGUGUAAAUAUAUCAUAAAUAAAUAUUAAUUUAUAAAAUAAUAUAUAUAUGCGUAGGCGGCUGCAUGAUAAUAUUGCUUCAUUUCAGGCAAUAGCAGGUUACGAUGAUGGCUUAGACCACCGUCAACCACGCGAUCUCAAGAUACCCAGCUAUACAAAGGAGGUAAGUAAAACAUGUUGAAUAGAUCUACACGUUAGUCUUAUACUUGUGUAGUUGUGUAUGCAUUUUUUUUCAAAAACUGAACACUUCUGAAAACGAAAGGCUAUGGGAAAAUGUAAAAAUGAAGAAUUUCGGUAAAGUUGAAGGUCAUCAUCGUAUUUCCCCCUUCUCGUUGGGGGAAAUAUGCAGGUUAUUUUCUCAAAUUUGUGCCAAACAAAUUUGGGCUAACAUAUUAUUUUUUGAAGGGUUUGACUUCGGCUAUACAUGUUUGUGUGUUCAUCCAGAUGAAAGUUGAGACAUUCUUUUUAGAGCAAAGUUUCCACGGAAACGUUGCAGUAUGUCCUUGCAUACAGGCACGGUGUAAACUUCCAGGGGGAAGUUAGGGUUAUAGGCGCUCUCCACCAAGCACCCCCGUACGCUCGCGUAGCUUAACCACUGAUCGCAGACCAGCUUAUCGCGAUUUCCUCUUGCGCGAUUUCCUCUUAUACCUGGGUACGAAGCUUGGGGAGUUAUCUGGUAUAAUAUGUCAGUUUUGUGAACCGUUUGGUUUGGUUUGUUACAGUUAACAGGUGACAUUGAAGGUCUACGUGUGGGUUUACUUAAAGAAGGUUUUAAUCCCAGUUUUGAGACAGAUGUGAAUGAGUUGGUGAGAAAAUCAGCUGAGAGACUAAGUGCGAAAGGUGCAGUGGUUGAAGAAGUUUCAAUACCCUGGCAUUUGGAUGGUAUGUGUGUGUGUGUAACCUUUAUUUCAAUGAUGCUAGCCUCAUCAGCAGAGUGCUGGUCUCCAUGAGGGGCGUCAAAACAAUAAAAACUUUACAGGAAAAAAAGUUAAAAACCUAUAUGUACAAGUAUGAACAAGCUUUCUUUGGUAGGGAUGCAACUACCUGAAAAUAUAUAAGGAGAAUUGCGACGUUUCGAGCGAAGGCCCUUCGUCUGGAGUUACUAGACGAAGGGCCUUCGCUCGUAACGUCGAAAUUCUCCUUAUAUAUUUUCCCUACCAUCGAAAGCUUGUUAAUUUUAUUGGUACUACCUACACUGACAAAGACAGUUCAAGAUUAUGUACAAGUGUACUUACAAGUACAUUUACAAGUAUACUUAGGUGUGACCCAUGGACGCUGGCUCGACCUACAUGCACAUAACUGAGUUACCUACUGCAGAUAACUGUGUUAUGUGUUGGUUGCGUGAUUUUCCAUAUUUAGCUGUAAGCUACUGGCCAAUCAGAAGACACAUAAUGACUAUACUAUAUAAUAAUAACAUCAACGUCGCAAGCCAAGCUCUCUACUUCUGCUUCCCUCCCUAACCUAGGGAGAGAAGCAGAAGUAGAGAGCCUGGCUUGCGAGGUUGGAAUAACAUAUGUUUGCAAUUAUAACUGUUUAAAUUUUAACAAAAUUUGCGUUCAUGACUAUAUAUGAUCAGUAUGUAUUUUCAUACUUUCCUGACUUAUAGGCUAUAUAGUCUAGGACCUGUAUAGAUGUUUGUGUGCGUUUCAUUUAGCACAGGUAAUCUCAACUGUUUUAGGGUAAAUGACCAUGGCGGUCAACAUGGCAUAUGUGCCAAAACCUGAAUCCGGGGCAAAAUCCUGAAAAUGACCCCGCCCUGAAACGGCAGUGCCGACAUAGCUCUAACUUCCGAAAAGCGACAGCGACAGCCUUUCUGAAGUGCUUAUAGUGUUUAGAAGGGUUGCUUUUAGGGGUGGUCAUCGGAAGGAAAAAUUUGUCUAAGUAUAAUAUUUUACAAGAAAAUGACCAUGCACAACCCCAUGUAAAUUGCUAAUUAUGCAUAAAAUGACUAAUAUGCCUGGCAGAAAUUUAAUGUUCUUAUUUCCUAAAAAAAAUUAUCAUGGGAUGAAAAACUAUGCUUAAUUUAAUAUAAUUAUUGUAGUUUUCAUAAGGAUUGUCAUUGUUUUCUGUAAAUAUAAUACAUUUUAAUUCACUCACCCCCCCACGAAAACACCAUUUCAGCCAUACUUUGCCGUCUUGUUUGCUUUUUAUCGCCGAGUCUCGCAGAUAUCAUCCAGUUGUUGUACUUUUACAUAAUGAUAGAUGGCUAAAGACGAUUUCGACGAAGUUUAAUGAAGUUUUGAAACAGUGCAGUAUAUUUUAUCUUCGAUAUUGUGUCCUUCGAUAUUUCGUCAAAUUGCCGCCAUUUUAAUGGCUCGCCGCUUCUCUGCCCGAUAAAUGCCACUUCUUCGUCUUCCUAUGUGUUUAGACUACAGUAUCCAAGAGUACUUCAUUGUAGAAUAGUCCCAAUCGAAAAAAUGAAAACAUUAGUUGGCCAAAACCCUCCAGGUAACCAUUUAGGUUCAAAAUAAAAUACAAAGCAUUUGAAAGUCACGCGCAAUCUUCGCGAAAACUUCUCGUGGACACAUGACAGGGGGGGUGAAUAUUUUCACGAAACGUUUGUUUGCCACCACAGCAACCUAAAAUAUAUUGUAUUUUUUGUAUUUUUAUGAAUUAUGAUAAAAACAAUAAAUAUUUGGGUAGUUUUAUCAUAAUUCAUAAAAAUACAAUAAAUACAAUAUAUUUUAGGUUGCUGUGGUGGCGAACAAACGUUUCGUGAAAAUAUUCACCCCCCCCCUGUCAUGUGUCCACGAGAAGUUUUCGCGAAGAUUGCGCGUGACUUUCAAAUGCUUUGUAUUUUAUUUUGAACCUAAAUGAUUACCUGGAGGGUUUUGGCAUCAAAACCCAACUAAUGUUUUCAUUUUUUCGAUUGGGACUAUUCUACAAUGAAGUACUCUUGGAUACUGUAGUCUAAACACAUAGGAAGACGAAGAAGUGGCAUUUAUCGGGCAGAGAAGCGGCGAGCCAUUAAAAUGGCGGCAAUUUGACGAAAUAUCGAAGGACACAAUAUCGAAGAUAAAAUAUACUGCACUGUUUCAAAACUUCAUUAAACUUCGUCGAAAUCGUCUUUAGCCAUCUAUCAUUAUGUAAAAGUACAACAACUGGAUGAUAUCUGCGAGACUCGGCGAUAAAAAGCAAACAAGACGGCAAAGUAUGGCUGAAAUGGUGUUUUCGUGGGGGGUGAGUGAAUUAAAAUGUAUUAUAUUUACAGAAAACAAUGACAAUCCUUAUGAAAACUACAAUAAUUAUAUUAAAUUAAGCAUAGUUUUUCAUCCCAUGAUAAUUUUUUUUAGGAAAUAAGAACAUUAAAUUUCUGCCAGGCAUAUUAGUUAUUUUAUGCAUAAUUAGCAAUUUACCUGGGGUGGUGCAUGGUCAUUUUCUUGUAAAAUAUUAUACUUAGACAAAUUUUUCCUUCCAAUGACCACCCCUAAAAGCAACCCUUCUAAACACUAUAAGCACUUCAGAAAGGCUGUCGCUUAUGCUUUUCGGAAGUUAGAGCUAUGUCGGCACUGCCGUUUCAGGGCGGGGUCAUUUUCAGGACUUUCGCCCCGGAUUCAGGUUUUGGCACAUAUGCCAAGUUGACCGCCAUGGUCAUUUUACCCUAAAACAGUUGAGAUUACCUGUGCUAAAUGAAACGCAUACAAACAUCUAUACAGGUCCUAGAGUAGCACUUAAAGCUUUGCCGUUAACAGCGUUACCAUUGCCUGAAAAUAUUUGACUUAUUCUUGGAUGUUUUCUGUUUUUCCAGCCAAGCAUGUACUUUUGGGUCUUCGCCACUCCAGAACCUGUAUGACCGUAUUUCAAGGUUGGUAUAUUAUUUACUAUUAUAUCUAAAUCAUGUGAUAACUAUAUACAUUGUUAUAUAGGAACUAUCUAGAUUCUGGGGCAUCUCAUUCGAUAGAAGAAAUAAGUAAGUAGAAGGGUUUUUUGGAGAUGGAAUGUUCGAACGCAAAUUUGUGUACAUUUUUAGUUUGGAAAAAUGCAACUUUAGUCCCUCGGACAGGAAUCGAACAUGCUACCGUGCGCCUUAAGGCCCACACAGACCCGACGCGAUUCGGCAACGCGACGCGAAUUUUUAGUUUUCAAAAACAAAUAAAACCGUCAACGGAUAAAAAUUUUACAAGAUAUGCAGACCAAAUAGCUAAAAUUGCUGAAGAUGUUCCGAAUAUUUGAAAAACAUAGAAAAAUAUUGAAGUUAAAUGACAUUGAAAAUUGAAAAUUCGCGUCGCGUUGCCAAAUCGCGUCCAGUCUGUAUGGACAUUUAGUUGGUUAGCGCCCUGCACCGGAAUAGCAAGACCGCAAGUUUGAUUGCUGCCAGGGGGCCUAAAAAUGUAUACAAAUUUCCGUUCGAAUAUUCCGAUCCGUCUCAAAAACCUUCUACAGUACUAUUAUAUGGCAAGUGUCAAUUUCACUGUUCGUACAGCGAAAAUGCGAUAUGUGGUUUUCCAAGUGGAGAGAAGCAUCAAAUUCCAUGUGAAAAACUUCAAUAUUAGAAACUUUUACCCAUAAUAUGGGAAUUCAUUCGGGAAAAUUGAUCCCUGACUGCAUGAUCAUCCAAUACCAGGUCAAGGGUGUACUUCUAGCUGAGAGGCGUUUUUGAAAAAUAUUUUACUGAUUGUGUUUAAUUUUUACCAGGCGAGUGUUCAGCUACCCAGGGAUAUCACAACACACAUCUCCAACUUGCUUUGUCCCGUGGGUUAAAAUGUAAUCCUAAUGAUAACCCGCCUAACGUGAAAUGUUCAUUUCUGUUGAACAGGUAUGUAUAGAUAAAGCAGCUACAUGUAUACAGCUAUUUCAAUUAAGGUUGUCUCCCAAGCAAAACGGAAAAGUCGAAUACGAGCGCGAAAGGCUGCUG
Paramuricea clavata is the source of this 5786-nucleotide messenger RNA. The record is from the annotation of a GenBank genome assembly. Lineage: Eukaryota; Metazoa; Cnidaria; Anthozoa; Malacalcyonacea; Plexauridae.